Molecule: messenger RNA, 2820 nt
Organism: Lactuca sativa (garden lettuce)
Lineage: Eukaryota; Viridiplantae; Streptophyta; Magnoliopsida; Asterales; Asteraceae
Source: RefSeq, a predicted model, not a curated record
CAGAUUUUAUAGCGUAAUUUGUUUUCUUCUUGAUCGUCGUUUUCCUGACUGUUACCCAGAGCUUCAUUCUCUCCCUUUGUUAUGGCCGCCUGAAGAAACCGUCCUGUCCUCUUCAUCCCACCAUCUUUCUCUUUUGUCUGUGUGAAAUACAGAGAAAGAGAUACACACAUCUUCAGACUCUUACAUGUAUCUUCUGUAAGCAAACCGAAUUUACAGAUUCUUGUAUACUUCAUUCUUGUCCAUUUGACAAAGGGGAUUGAUUACAUUGAUGGAAAAGAAUGAAGAGUCAUAUAGCCCAGGUUGGGGCGCUUCAUUCUUCAUGCAGACUACUGAAGAUGUUACCAGAGCUUUUAUGGCUGCAGCAGCAGCAGCUAGUGCUGCUCCUUCUUCAAGACCAUCAGUUUUAUACUCAUCAAAAGAUGACAGUGGUGGCCAUCUCCAAAAGCUUCAGAAUCAAGUUUUCAAAGUACUGAAAGGUCUAUCUCAUCCUACUGAAGAGAAAAGAAGUUACAACCCAGAAGUAUUAACUACCCAAAAGCGUCAAUGGGCAAGCUUCCAAUUACAGUCCCUGCAUCGCAGGAUAUUGAAAGAACCAUCAAGGCUGUUUGAGAGCUUUGUAGUGGUUGGACUUCAUCCAGACUGUGAUAUUCAAUCACUUGAGAGGCAGUACUUUGGCAGAAAUUCUCAAGUCAAUGGUCAACAUCAACCAGUGUCCACUGUAGAAAAUCUUGACCCUCAGGUUCUGUUUGUAUACCCUCCCGAUAAACAGCUGCCAUUAAAAUACAGGGACCUCCUUUCAUUCUGCUUUCCUGGUGGAGUGGAGGUUAAUGCUGUUGAAAGAACUCCUUCUAUGAGUGAACUGAAUGAAAUACUUCUUGGACAGGAACACCUUAAACAGAGUGACCUCUCCUUUGUAUUCAGGUUGCAGGGUGCAGAUGAUUCAAUUCUUUAUGGUUGCUGUUUAGUAGCUGAUGAAUUGGUUCAAAAACCUUCUACGUUGAUUUCCAGUUUGUCAGAUGGACAAUUUCGCCCUUCUUCCAGCCGACGCAUCUUAACAACUCGUCGCUGUUACUGCAUUCUUUCAAGGCUUCCAUUUUUUGAUCUUCAUUUUGGCGUGUUGAAUAGCAUUUCCACUGAAGAAAGGUUGGAGCGGUUGAGAGAAAGUAUCAGUGGCUUAGAUCUUGAGUCUUGUGAUGUGCAUGAGCAUGAGAAGAAAGUAUAUUCAGAAGAAGAAGAAGAAGAAGAAGAAGACAAAACAAGUGGUAUUUCUAUUUCAGCUGAACAUGGAGAUAAGUUAUUGCUGAAUGGAAACAGAGAGACUCUACACAAUUCCAUCACUGAAACCCUAGUUAUAGAUGAUGAUAAUAAGGCUGAAGCAGUUUCUGAAGUUUGUGAUGCUUCUGUUUAUGAUAUAGUCAACAAUGAUCAGCCAUCUCAAAGGCAGAUACCAAAUGCAAUUUUGCCUCUUCUACGUUAUCAACAAUAUGAUAGCUCUGAAUCUUCAUCGAGUUUACAAGGGUCGCCUAGUGAAGAUAGAAACUUCAGGAGUGAGCUUGAUUCAGCAGAAAUGGAGGAAACAUCUUUCUCUAGCCAAGAAGAUAGCGAACAUGAUGAGAUUCUUGAUUGGGCCAAGGAAAAUAAUCAUGGAUCCUUACAAAUAAUAUGUGAAUAUUACCGAUUAAGCCUCCCUACAAGAGGGUCAACAGUUACAUUCCAUCCUCUGGAUCAUCUUCAUCCUUUGGAAUUUCAUAGACCAGAUGAAACAGUGUUACAUAUUGCAGGCUCAACUAUUGAUUUGAUGUCAUGCACCACAAGUUUUGAAUUAGCAGAGGCUCACAGUGCACUUGCAGUGGAAGAAGAAGCAACUGCUUUAUCAGUUUGGGCAAUUGCAUGCUUGUGUGGCUCCUUGCGUCUCGAACAUGUGUUGACAAUAUUUGCGGGUGCAUUGCUAGAAAAGCAAAUUGUGUUUGUAUGCUCAAAUUUGGGAAUAUUAUCUGCUUUAGUUUUGUCAAUUAUACCUCUCAUUCGUCCCUACCACUGGCAAAGUUUUUUAAUGCCGGUCUUGCCAAAUGACAUGGUGGACUUCUUGGAUGCACCUGUUCCAUUUGUUGUUGGUGUGAAGCACAAAACUGCUGAAGUACAAUCCAAGUUAGCAAAUGUUAUUUUUGUUGAUGCAAACAAAAAUCAAGUUAAAUCAGUUUCAGUACCAAAUUUACCUCGACACAAGGAGUUAUUUGCAGCAUUAAGUCCAUACCAUGCUCAGCUUGUGGGUGAAAAUUAUUUAGGGAAAAGAAGACCUGUUCAUGAUUGCACUAAUGUUCAGGUGGAAGCUGCAAAGGGAUUCCUAACAGUAUUACGAUCUCACUUGGAUUCUCUUUGCUCUAACUUACGUUCUCACACAAUUACAAAUGUUCAAUCAAAUGACGAUAAGGUAUCUUUGCUUUUAAAAGAAAGUUUCAUCGACUCGUUUCCUAGUCGUGAUCGACCUUUUAUGAAGCUUUUUGUGGAGACGCAACUUUUCUCUGUACAUACGGAUCUGGUGUUAUCUUUUUUCCAGAAGGAUUAGUACAAGCAGCACAUAAUAAAAUAAAAAUUAUACAAAACAAAAAAAAUCUGUCUCAAAACUAAGUUAUGUAAUGAAAUAUUUAUUACGUACAUUUCAUUUCCCCCUUGUUCUUUCAUGUCAGUUAUAUGCAGAAAUGGAAACCUGAAAGUGGGGCCAAAAGAGUAAGGUUAAAAAAAUUUGUACCAAGAAAAUUUGUAACUUUAAUGAGAGACCACCAAAUGAAAUGAGUCAGUGGAGUCAUGAAUGUGAAUUUA